Varanus komodoensis (Komodo dragon) is the source of this 4313-nucleotide messenger RNA. It is a transcript of the gene BRD2, whose product is annotated as bromodomain containing 2. The coding region runs from base 333 to 3554 and encodes 1073 amino acids. The record is from RefSeq and is a predicted model, not a curated record. The transcript is spliced from 12 exons. Gene Ontology annotation, biological process: chromatin remodeling; regulation of DNA-templated transcription. Lineage: Eukaryota; Metazoa; Chordata; Lepidosauria; Squamata; Varanidae. Gene Ontology annotation, cellular component: chromatin; nucleus.
CGCGCGCCCCGCGCCCCGCUUCUCCGCGUCCACAAAAUGGCGCUUUCUCCUCUCCUCCUCCCUUCCCCCCCGCGGUGAGCAGAGACCCACAACAACCAACGGCUGCUUCCCAACCGCCGCCCCGCCCACACGUGACCGGGCGGCCAAUGAAAAGGCAACGAAUGGCAGGGACGGCCAAUGCGUGAGCCGGCUGCCGGGGUCGGCGGAGCAGGACAACACAACAGGAGGUGGGAGGGGGGCACGUGAUUGAUCUUCGCGGCAUCCAAUCGCCGGGCGUCGUCCGUGUCUUCUCCACCCUCUAGGACUUGUCGAGCCGGCGAAGAGGCGUGUCUAUGCGGGAUGGUGAUGUCAGUGGCUCUUACGGCCAAUGGGUGUUGAGAUCGCCUCUAUAUAAGGGACAUCGGGGGAAGGCCGAGAGGCGCCAUUUCGCUGAAGCGGAGGAAGCAUCUUGGUCUGGGAGAGCGAGCGAAGGAGCGCGCGCGCAGCCGAGCCAAGCAGGCAGGGAGGCAGGGGUGGGCGGACUCAAUCCAGAGCCAUCCUCGGCGGGCAAGCCCCAAUCACCGGCCGUCGUUGUUGCCAUCGGCUCGGCGGAUCCCCCUCCCGGCUUCCGUAGCGGUUGUUGUCCCCCAGCCAACCCACCCUUCGCGAGAGAGCAAAGGUGGAGCGCCGCCAGUAAUCCCAGUACAAUCCAGUGCCAUCUGCGCCGCAGACCGCGACGACUCGCCUGGGGACCGGCGCCUCCGGAUGCGGCAGGCUCCAAGGAGACCGGGAAGCCCUAUAUUGCCGGCGGCCCGGCGACGUCGGAGUCCCCGGGGGGGCUUGCAGGAGGGGACCCUCCCCUUCAAUUUCAGUGCCCUGCAACUGUAAAGGCCGCCAUUUUAUUAGCUUUUUAUCCUGAUAUCCAGCGGUGGGGGGGCAGCCUCGGCCGGAGGAGGAAACCGGACCUGCUCUCCCGUGCGGCAGCGCCCCCUCCCCAGACAAGCCGUGCGCCUUCGGCCGCCCGCCUCCCCCUUCCCGCGGGAGGGGGGCUGCCAUGCGCCCCUGAGCGCGGCCGUUUUCUCCCCCCUGCGAGGCCGCGCCACCCGAGCAAAGUGGGGGGGGUCCCCGAGGCCACGGAGGCGCCGGCGGCUGGAGCGGGACCGUCCCGGGAGAGAGCCGGGCCCCCGGGGAGAGCGGCUGCUGGUGCUCCUGCAGGCAUGUUGCAGAACGUGAACCCCAACGGCAAGAUCCUGGGGGAGGGCAAUGUGGGCCUCGUGGGCUUGGCUGUGGAGUCCACGCCAGGGAAGAGGAUCCGCAAGCCGUCGCUCCUCUACGAGGGCUUCGAGGGCCCCAACAUGGCACCUGUACCGACCCUUCACCUGACCCCGGCCAAUCCGCCCCCGCCGGAGGUCUCGAACCCCAAGAAGCCAGGCAGGGUCACCAACCAGCUGCAGUACCUCCACAAAGUGGUGAUGAAAGCGCUCUGGAAGCACCAGUUUGCUUGGCCCUUCCGUCAGCCCGUGGAUGCCGUCAAGCUGGGCCUUCCGGACUACCACAAAAUCAUCAAGCAGCCGAUGGACAUGGGCACCAUCAAGCGGCGACUGGAAAACAACUACUACUGGAGCUCGGCAGAAUGCAUGCAAGACUUCAACACCAUGUUCACCAACUGCUACAUAUACAACAAGCCCACCGAUGAUAUUGUGCUGAUGGCCCAAACCUUGGAGAAGAUCUUCCUGCAGAAGGUGGCCCAAAUGCCUCAGGAGGAGCUGGAGAUAGCAAUCACUGUAGCGAAGAACAGCCACAAGAAGGGGGCGUCUCGGGUAGCAGCGCUCUUGGCAGCAUCCAGCGCGGCUGCCCAGCAGGUGCCGGCCAUCUCUUCGGUGUCUCACACUCAGCUCUUCCCCACGAGCACCGACAUCCCCACCACCAUCAUCAACCUCCCCCACCCGUCGGUCAUCUCCACGCCACUCCUCAAGCCACUCCACUCCUCUGCCUCCUCCCAGCCGGUGCUCUCGGUGCCUGCUCCCACACAGCCCGUAGCCAAGAAGAAAGGCGUGAAGCGGAAAGCAGACACCACCACCCCCACCCCCACGGCCAUCAUUGCCACCAGUGGCGGGGAGUCUUCCCCCUCAGCUGCCCUGCUGGAGGUCAAGGCCGCCAAGAUCCCUGCCCGGCGGGAGAGCGGGCGUCCCAUCAAGCCUCCGCGCAAAGACCUGCCCGACUCGCAGCAGCACCAGACCUCCAAGCGAGGCAAGCUCUCGGAGCAGCUCAAGUACUGCAACAGCAUUCUCAAGGAGCUCGUGUCCAAGAAGCACGCGGCCUACGCGUGGCCCUUCUACAAGCCGGUGGAUGCGUCUGCCCUGGGCCUCCACGACUACCACGAGAUCAUCAAGCACCCCAUGGAUCUCAGCACCAUCAAGCGCAAGAUGGAAAAUCGGGAGUACCAUGAUGCGCAGGAGUUUGCCUCUGACGUGCGACUGAUGUUCUCUAACUGCUACAAGUACAACCCCCCGGAUCACGAUGUGGUAGCCAUGGCUCGCAAGCUGCAGGAUGUCUUUGAGUUCAGUUACGCCAAGAUGCCCGAUGAGCCCAUAGACAUCAACCCCCCCUCCACCUCACUCCCACAGCCAGGACUCCUGAUGAAGUCCUCCACAGAUGAUUCUUCUAGUGACGACGACGACGAUGACGACGACGAAGAGGGGGAUGAAGAUGAGAGCAGCAGCGAAAGCUCAUCGGACAGUGAGGAGAGUUCAGACUCCGAGGAGGAACGAGCCAAUAGGCUAGCUGAGCUCCAGGAACAGCUACGGGCAGUGCACGAGCAGCUCGCAGCUCUCUCGCAGGGACCAGUCUCCAAGCCCAAGAAGAAGCGCGACAAGAAGGAGAAGAAGAAAAAGAAGAAGUCCGAGAAGCGCAAGGGCAAGGCAGGGGACGAGGAGGCCCGGGCUCACCAGGCUCAGCUCAAGAAGUCGAAGAAAGCGGCCGGUGGCGGCGGCGGCGGCGGUGGCAAGAACUCCAAGAAGGCCAGCGUCAAGGCCCUCCCGCCCCCGGUCCCCGUGCUCUACGAUUCGGAGGAGGAGGAGGAGAGCAGGCCCAUGACGUACGACGAGAAGCGCCAGCUCAGCCUGGACAUCAACAAGCUGCCGGGGGAGAAGCUGGGCCGGGUGGUGCACAUCAUUCAGUCCCGGGAGCCGUCCCUGCGCGACUCCAACCCGGAGGAGAUCGAGAUCGACUUUGAGACGCUCAAGCCCUCCACGCUGCGGGAGCUGGAGCGCUACGUGCUGUCCUGCCUACGCAAGAAGCCCCGCAAGCCAUACAGCGAGACCCUGAAGAAGCCGGUGGGCAAGACAAAAGAGGAGCUCGCCCUCGAGAAGAAGCGGGAGCUGGAGAAACGACUACAGGAUGUCAGCGGGCAACUGAACUCGGCCAAGAAGCCCCCCAAGAAGGUGAGCGAGAAGCCGGAGUCCGCCCAGCAGGUGGCCGUCUCGCGCCUGAGUGCCAGCAGCUCCAGCUCCGACUCGAGCAGCUCCAGCUCCUCCUCCUCCUCCUCCGACACAAGCGACUCCGACUCCAGCUAGGCUGUUGGGUGACUGCAAGCGACCGGCAGGCAGGCAGGCAGGCGGAUGGGCGGGAGGCCUGUUCGGAAGAGGUUCUGCGGGACCAGAACUACACGACGGACGGGCUCCUCUGGGAGCCGGGCAAGGGAGGGCUUCCCGGUUGGUUUCCUGUUUGUUCCACCCUUGGGACACGGGGCGUGAGCUGGCCCCGCUGUGUUUGUGCUGGGGCACGGGGCACCCUGACCGUGCGGCUUGCUCCAGCAAUCGGGGGCAGUGUUUUACUGUUUUGGUUGACUCAAAAAAGAAAAAAAAAUAAGAAAAAAAACUUGUGGUUUUUAUAAAGCGUUUAGCAAGUUUGGUUUUGUGACGCUCCUUCACUGGAGGGACAGGUAGGGACUGCCAUGGGGGGGGGUGCGCCCCAGAUGCUCAGCCUGGGCAAAACGGAACGGAGGCGAGACUCUUGUCGGGAACGGUCACCUCCUCUCUCGCGUGUUGGCACUCGAGGUUCUUCUAUUUAUUUUCUCCCGUUGGAGGCUGUCCCUGGGAUCUGGAGUGAGAGCAACUGUGACCGUAUCUGGGCAAAAUCAAGACAGCAUGUUCUUCGCCCCUCAAGGGAGGCUGUAAUGGCGGUGGCCUUCUUGAGUUUUUUAUGUUGAUUGUAUAUUUUUUUUCUACUCUUCAUCUCCCCCCCCCCCGCCCUUUCCACCUUCUAGGGUUCUGUUUCAUCUUAUUGUAUGUUAAACCUGGUUCUUUAACAUGUAAAUAAAAAAGUAUUAUACA